This is a messenger RNA of Aspergillus bombycis, 1380 nucleotides long. RefSeq lists its product as uncharacterized. The transcript has a single exon. Bases 1 to 1380 code for a protein of 459 amino acids. Lineage: Eukaryota; Fungi; Ascomycota; Eurotiomycetes; Eurotiales; Aspergillaceae. Gene Ontology annotation, biological process: lipid catabolic process. The record is from RefSeq and is a predicted model, not a curated record. Gene Ontology annotation, molecular function: triacylglycerol lipase activity.
AUGCUAGCAUUGGUUAUACUUCUCGGCUUAGCCGUCCCAUCUUUGACUGUUGCUCCAGCUGCUGCAAACUUUAACCUAUCAACUGCAACCCUUGAGACCUACGGGUGCGAUACUACUUGCCAGGCGGUUUUUGACUAUGCGCAAGCUGAGGACCGGACGCUGUUCGGGACUGAUUUUGAAUUCGGCUUUUAUGCCACGGCAUCCAAUUUCUCCCGAUCCCAACCCGGUGAUCUGUUGAAGUUUGAAGCCAUUGACCCAAAUGACCUCGAUGUUAUCAGUGGCAUGUCUGCCUACCGCUUCCAAUAUACUUCUCAAGACCUAGACGGGUCCCUCGUCCCGGCUACGGGAUUCAUCGGAAUACCUUAUACAUCGUUCCGAAAGGACAAAAAGUACCCGGCCAUUGCCUACGCCCACGGCACCAUCGGCGUGUUUGCUGGAUGCCCGCCAUCCACUACUCCAACUCUCUACGACUAUACCAGCUGGAGUAUCCUCAUUGAGAAGGGCUACGCCAUCAUCGCGCCUGACUAUGCUGGUCUCGGAAACAAUUACACGGAACAUAAAUACCUUAGUUUCCCUGCGCAUGCCAAUGAUCUCUACUAUAGUAUGGUUGCCGCUCGGAAAGCCUUCCCUGGGCUCUUCACAGAUGGAUGGAUGGGUGUUGGGCAUUCUCAGGGAGGUGGCUCCGUCUGGAAGCUUUCGGAGAGCAAGUUGCUUCAAACUGGGACCGCCGGAAAGUACCUGGGCACUGUUGCAUUAGCACCUGCCUCCAAGAUUUACGACAUGACUCUACUUGGUGUCGAGUCACUAUCUCAGACCUCCGAUUAUGCGUCGUACGACAUCCUCUAUGAGACCAUCUGGCUACCGUUUGCCAUUGAGCGUGUCUUCCCAAACAUGAGCCGCGCGCCGUUUGCCGAAACACUCCAGAAUCGAACAAAGAUUGCCGAUAUGGCACAAGCAUGUAAUUACGGUAUCAUGUCGCUCGCUUAUGGACUAAAACCUUCAGAUCUCUUUACUUCAGCAAUCAAAAACAAUCCGGACUUCCAGAAGUGGCAGGAUAUGGUCGCUCCCGCCAAUGGUGACAGGGCCGGGGAGCCUAUGAUGAUCAUCCAGGGCUUGAAUGACACAGCCGUCUUGCCCCAGAUUACCAUUAGCUCGUUCAAAGACGCCUGUCGUUACGGGAACGAGGCCCACCUCAGGUUGUAUCCUGGAAUGGAUCACUCUGAUGUGCUGACUGCGAGUUCCCCUGAGUGGUUGGCCUUUAUUGAUGGGCGCUUCGCUAGUUGGAAGACUACAGGAAACUGCAGCACCAUUACACACCAGCCUUUUGACGCUGUUCACAUGGUGACCGAUCCCGAAGCUGCGGACAUGGCAAGUAUUUAA